AUGUAUUUGUUGGACGUCGAAACAAUCACACUACAUCAGUUUUAUGGUAAUGCUAUCCCAAAACGUAAAUAUGCAAUCCUUUCGCACACAUGGGGCGAAGACGAAGUAAGCUUUCAGGAUCUACAAGCCGGGAACGGCCCCAGCAAGAUGGGUUACCUGAAGAUUCUCUACACUUGCGAGCAAGCGAAAGAGGAUGGCCUCGAAUGGGCUUGGGUAGACACUUGCUGUAUCGAUAAAUCGAGUAGUGCUGAGCUCAGCGAAUCGAUUAAUUCAAUGUACCAGUGGUAUAAAGAUUCCGCUAUUUGUUACGCCUACCUCGUCGAUGUUGACAAGUUUCCGCACACACGUUCAAUAGGAGAUGAAAAUCCACAAGUCUCGAGAUGGUUUACUAGAGCUUGGACGCUGCAGGAGUUGAUUGCACCACAGGAACUCCGCUUCUAUGGUCCUAACUGGAGUUACAUAGGCCUACUCGAGGAAGAAGAAAUAUCACGCGUUGUUUCCGCUGUCACCAGGAUCCCGUCGUCAUUGACACAAGGUUACAUGUCUUUAUCCGGGUAUAGCACCGCGCAGAAAAUGUCCUGGGCAGCUCAUAGAAGGAGCACUCGCGAUGAAGACAUUGCGUACUCUCUCCUAGGGCUAUUCAAUGUCAGCAUGCCGCUCUUAUAUGGCGAGGGCCCAAAAGCUUUCAUCCGAUUACAAGAAGAAAUUCUCAAAGAAACGGAUGAUCACACAUUGCUGUGCUGGACCGUUCCGGAAAUGAGUCCCAGAGCGUGGACGCUUCAAAGCGUGUUUGCCUCAUCACCUGACGAUUUUUCGGAAGCGGGAGAAGUCAAAGAAAGCGUUUUCGAUUCUGGACAUCCGUCUGCAAUUACCAACAGGGGGCUCCAGAUUUAUCUCCCUCUCACAGAACAACUCUAUGGUGAAGGUUCUCACCUAUACCACAGGAACUUGGAGUGCGAGAUCUUUAAUGCAAGGCUAAAUGUAUUAGACGUCCGAAGCCCUCUCAGCGGUCAAAUGUCAAUACAGCUAGUUAAAUCACCACCGAUGUUGACUUCUCACCUACCCCUAGUGAAUAGGUACGCAAGAUUGGCUACACCUUCACUUAAACCUAUAAAGAGGAUUUUUUGGGAUAUAAAAAGUCCUGCAGAUGGUAGGCCUCAAUUGAUAUAUAUCCACAAAAACCUCCCUAUUGAGGAACAGGGUCGAUUCGGAAUCGGGGGUGUUCACUUGCAAAAUAUUCCUAUCACUAAAGGUCUUUAUCCAUUCCCCGCUGGAUUCGCUGCUGGAAGAGCAGAAGAUAACUUAAGAAAUUUUCGAAUCAAGACGGUGCGAUAUCCUGGGCUCCAAAGAGAAGCUUGCGACCUCGACUCUUUAAUCACACUUCGGGAUAUGGCUAUGGAAGAUGGGAUAAUGUGGUCUACCACAUACGGGUGUGCCACGUUCAACACUGAACUUCGUCAAAUUCCCAAACGACCGUAUUUUAUAAUCUUCGGGAUGGAAUACCUUCGUGAUGUAGAUCAAUCGUUCAGCCUUCUACUCGCUUGGGAUAAUGCCCACAUACACUUUAACCUCUGUCGCAGCGAGGCGCAGAUAUCCGAAUCCCUCCUUUCAAAAUAUUUUCUCGGCAAGCCUCGCUGGCGAUGGCGUGCUGUAGACGAGGUAGACGAGGUAGACGAGGUAGACGGGGUAGACGGGGUAGAAGAGAAGAGUUCAUGGGCUGAGAUAAUCGACCCAUCUCACCGUUCAACACUUGAAGGAAAUUGUUGGGAUAUGUAUGGCAGAAUAGCCAGCACACGCGUGUCCAUAGGGAACCAGAUCAUCGAGUUCACUUUGGACCGGGAGGAUCCUAACUCCAAAGAUGGAGAGGCGGCAAGUAACCGAUUACAUUUCUUAAUACGAGCUACAGAGCAUCAGAGAGAAGAAACCACAUGA
Molecule: messenger RNA, 1932 nt
Organism: Annulohypoxylon maeteangense
Lineage: Eukaryota; Fungi; Ascomycota; Sordariomycetes; Xylariales; Hypoxylaceae
Product: HET-domain-containing protein
Exons: 2
Coding region: 1-1932 (643 amino acids)
Source: RefSeq, a predicted model, not a curated record